AUGACGGACAACGCGUCUCUUGCAGCGCAGCUGGCGCUCAUCAUGGAGCAUAUGAACAACUUCACGGUUGAAGUCAAGAACCUUGCCGCAGAAACCAGAGCUCUUAAAGAAGAAUCCCAAGCACUUAAAGAAGAAUCCAGGAGCCAAAAAACUUCUAUUGAUGCAUUGACUGCAGCUCAUGGACAACCUAGAAAACAAAACGUGGUCAAAUUCACAACUGCAGAUCUCUCCGAUGUGGAAAUAAUGCAUCAAACAAAGGGGCAAAAAGUGGUUACGUCUCCAGAAGCAGGAGCCACAAGUCACACGCCAGCCGUAUCUCAAUUGUUACACGGAGGAGAAGCUAAGAUAAGGGAAGAGCCAACUUCUCCAUUCUCUGGUGGACCAUGGCCCCAAGGGCCGGUGGGCAAGGAGCGAGGAACUCGUCACGCAGACGGUCGUGGUGACUGGAGACUGACACAAAUAGGAAACACCAUCUACGAUCAUCAACAAGCUUCUUCUCAUGGUGAUUUUCGGGUGACAGAAGAAAGAACAAGGAAAAAGGGUUAUGAUACUCAUCGUGAAAGGGGUCUCAGUCCAGAAAGUCGUGGUUUUUCUACUGCAAAGAUGGAGUUUCCACCUUAUGAUGCUACUGGCAAACUGAGUUGGGUGGAGUUCAAAAGGAUUUGCAAAAGCCGUUUUGGCAAAGCUGAUUCUGUUAAUCCAGUGGGCGAAUUAUCUAACCUUCGACAUACUGGAACCGUUAAUGAGUAUUGUAAACAGUUUGAGAUAUGUCUGGGAAGGCAAACACGACUCACAGGAGAGCAACAAUUGUGGCAGUUCUGUGCUGGUUUGACUGACAGUCUGAGAAAAGAAGUGCAGUACCUCAGACCCGAAACGAUCUUUGCCGCAAUGGAGUAUGCGCGUGACAACGAGUACAAGAUAGAUAACGACAAACGUACUCGUACAUUUGGGGGACAUCUGGCCCAACCAACAAAAACCUUUGGAGGAGGUUUUAACCGUGGACAGGACGCAAGACCUCGCAUUUCAGGGCAAAAACAGAAGCCAUCACUGGUUUGGAAAAAACUAACUGCUGCAGAGAUAGCAGAGCGAAAGGCUAAAGGGCUCUGUUUUAACUGUGAUGACUCUUAUACACCAGGUCAUACUUGCAAUCCAGUUCUGUUCCAUGUUCGGCUCGUUUCUGAAGGCGAAAAUCAAGACGACGAACCUUACGAAGAGGAGGAGCUCGAAAUCUCAUUGAAUGCAAUGAACGGGGAACAGAAUGAGAAGACUUUUCAGGUGAGAGCUGUUAUUUCUACUGGGGAAGGAUGGGUACUGCUGGAUACAGGAAGUACCCAUAAUUUUAUCAAGAGCAGUAUGGUGGAACGACUAGACCUUCAUAUGAUUAAAAGAUCAGGUCGAGUGGUUUGGGAUGGUCCAAGCAGGACAAUUGAAUUUCAAAAAGGACCAGAAACUGUGGUAUGGCAUGGAGAAGCAGAGGUUAGAGAAAGCAGUCAAGCCUCCUUACAUGCUAUCAGCAACACCAAUGAAUCUCUAGAACAAUGGUUUUCAGAAGAAGAGGAAGAAGUCUUUACCACACCAGGGGUUGUUCUUCCUCUAUCUAACGGACAAGCAAAACAACAACUUUGGUCAAUCACUUCUGAUCUUGCGCCAGAUUCACUUGCUGAGAUUUUAAAGAGGUUUGCAGAGGUAUUUGAAAAACCGGUGGGACUUCCUCCACAACAAGAUUGUGAUCACAAAAUUCGGUUAUUACAAGGAUCAAACCCCGUGGCAGUGCGGCCUUAUCGCUAUCCCCACUUGUUGAAAGAUGAGAUAGAAAGACAAUGUAGAGAGAUGCUUCGCAACGGCAUUAUCCGACCAAGCAGCUCUCCAUUCUCUUCCCCAGUGUUGUUGGUCAAAAAGCCAGAUAACACAUGGCGUUUUUGCAUAGAUUAUCGAAGUCUAAAUAAAAUCACCAUCAAAGACAAGUUUCCAAUACCGGUAGUUGACGAGCUGCUUGAUGAGCUACACGGAGCUCGCUUUUUUACAAAAUUAGAUCUUGCAUCAGGCUACCAUCAAAUCAGGAUGCAUCAAGAAGAUGUGGAGAAAACUGCUUUCCGAACACAUCAGGGGCACUAUGAGUUCCUAGUUAUGCCUUUUGGCCUUGCAAAUGCACCUUCAACUUUCCAAGGGCUCAUGAAUUCGGUGUUUCUCAAGUUAUUACGGAAGUUCGUAUUAGUGUUUUUUGAUGAUAUCUUGAUCUAUAGCCGAACGUGGGAGGAACAUCUUCAACAUGUGGAAAGUGUUAUGGAGCUACUGAAGGCAAAUGGGCUGCUGCUUAAACAGGCCAAGUGCUCGUUUGGAAAACAAGAAGUUGGUUAUUUGGGUCAUGUAAUUUCCAGAGAAGGAGUGAAGGUUGAUCUCGCAAAGAUAGAAGCUAUAAUGAAGUGGCCACAGCCUGCAUCCGUCAAAGCUGUUCAUGGAUUUCUCGGUCUUUCAGGGGAUUAUCGAAAAUUUAUUCAAGACUAUGGAGCUGUUGCAGCUCCGUUGACGCAACUCUUGAAGAAAACUGGGUUUCAAUGGAACGAAGAGGCUAAUAAAGCUUUCAUAACGUUGAAAAGAUCAUUGUCGGAGUCACCGGUCUUAGCUCUUCCUGAUUUCUCAAGGGAUUUCAUUGUUGAGUGUGACGCCUCGGGAAGCGGCAUUGGCGCAAUGCUACAACAGCAAGACCAUCCAAUCGCGUUUUUUAGUCGCAAGCUGGCAGAAAGACAUCACAAGUUAGCCGCUUAUGAAAGAGAAUUGAUUGGUCUAGCUAAAGCCGUCAUACAUUGGAGACCUUAUUUAUGGGGUCGACGUUUUCUCAUCCGUACAGAUCACUAUAGCCUCAAAUUUCUUCUUGAGCAGCGGCUUUCAACGUCUCCUCAGAUUCAUUGGAUUAGUAAGCUUCUUGGAUAUGAUUUUGAGGUUGAGUAUCGCUCUGGUAAGACAAAUAAGGUGGCAGAUGCCUUGUCUAGAAGGAGUGAUUCGAAUGAAGAAGAAGCUUAUGACAUACAUGCCUUAAAUCGUUCAGACAAAGGAAUUCUUGCACGGCUUCGUCUUGAGAUCAAUAAUGAUCACAACCUCAGCGAAUUAAGAGACAAAAUAAUUCGUGGUGAAGAAUCGUCAAUUUGGGAGGCUCGUGAUGGACUGAUUUUUCGCAACGGCCAGGCUUAUAUUGAUGCACAAUCUUCCUUAGUUCAAGAAGUAGUUGCUGGAUUCCACAACUUUGGGCAUGAAGGUGUGCAGAAAACAAUGGAAAUGAUCCGGCGUGAUUUUUAUUGGACAGGCUGGAAACAAACAGUUAAAGAUUUCAUCGCCAAUUGCCAGGUUUGUCAGAAAAACAAAUGGGAGACUCUCCAACCAGCUGGAUUAAUGCAACCACUGACAGUACCAACUAGAAUUUGGGCUGACAUUUCGAUGGAUUUUGUUGAAGCCUUGCCAAAAGUCUCAGGAAAAACAGUUAUUCUUGUCGUGGUUGACAGAUUCUCCAAGCUGCUCGGUACUAACUUGUGUUUCACUACAGCAUAUAGACCUCAGUCUGAUGGGCAAACAGAAGUUGUUAACAGAACUCUUGAGAUGUAUCUACGAUGUGUUACAGGGGAUGCACCGCGUAAAUGGCUCACAUGGCUUCCAUGGGUGGAAUAUUGUUAUAACACAUCCUUUCACACAAGUCUCAAGACAACACCAUUUCGACUUGUUUAUGGCAGAGACCCACCUCGUCUUCUUGAUUAUACGGCAGGGAGUUCUCAGUUGGAUGAAGUUGAUGUGGCUUUGGAACAACGGGAUGAGUUCCUAGAGAUGGCAAGAGAAAGGUUACUUGAAGCUCAACAACGAAUGAAAGCUGUUUAUGACAACCAUCAUCGUUCACUUGAGUUCAACAAAGGCGAUUUGGUUUGGUUAAAGAUUCAGCCAUACAGACAGUUAACUAUAGCUCGAAAAGCCUUCACCAAACUCUCUCCGAAAUUUUAUGGACCAUUUGAAGUACUAGCUCGAAUUGGCACAGUUUCAUAUUGGUUGCAGCUUCCUGAAGGGUCUAGGAUAUAUGACGUUUUUCAUGUCUCCCUGCUCAAACCACAUAGAGGUGAACCACCAACAAGCUGUCCUGUUUUACCACCAGUUUUGCAGGGACGUGUGGUACCAGCUAAACCAGUCAAGCUUCUGCGUGCUAGACAACAAGGGAAGACAAGACAAGUCCUAGCUCAAUGGACAGAUGCCGUGGACACAUGUACUUGGGAGGAUGCAAAGAAGCUGAUCGAGGCAUAUCCGGAAUUGGAGCUUGAGGACAAGCUCCUAGUCGAGGAGGGGAGUAAUGAUACACGCUAUGGUAUCAUGUACCGUAGACAGAAACAUUAA
Molecule: messenger RNA, 4368 nt
Organism: Microthlaspi erraticum
Lineage: Eukaryota; Viridiplantae; Streptophyta; Magnoliopsida; Brassicales; Brassicaceae
Source: the annotation of a GenBank genome assembly